This is a messenger RNA of Laetiporus sulphureus 93-53, 2476 nucleotides long. RefSeq lists its product as uncharacterized. Gene Ontology annotation, molecular function: DNA-binding transcription factor activity, RNA polymerase II-specific; zinc ion binding; DNA binding. Gene Ontology annotation, cellular component: nucleus. Lineage: Eukaryota; Fungi; Basidiomycota; Agaricomycetes; Polyporales; Laetiporaceae. The record is from RefSeq and is a predicted model, not a curated record. The transcript is spliced from 17 exons. The coding region runs from base 203 to 2434 and encodes 743 amino acids. Gene Ontology annotation, biological process: DNA-templated transcription; regulation of DNA-templated transcription.
UGAGGAUUUUUGCUGUAUUUUGUGGGCUUCAUUUCUUCGCGGGCGCGUGACGUUCGUUACUUCCGUGACUGAUGGCGCUGGAUCCCCUUCGGGUAUGUUCCGGCCAUGCCUCGGGGUUGAAUUCUAUUCAAAGCGGCUGUGCCUCCUUCGACCUCUCCCUUGCUGAGCAUCCCCGACCGCCCACGCACAUUCGCUUUCGACAAUGCCGAAGGCUGCUUCUUCCACCUUCGCACACGUGCAUGGCACCGUGUCGCCACAGAAUGCGCAUGUUCUCAGGAGAAACCAAGCCUGCCACCAGUGUCGCAAACGCAAGCUGAAAUGUGACGCAAAGAGGCCAUGUUCGACAUGCAUUCGCUCGCACGCAUACGCUGUUGCGCACGCUCCACCAGGAGCGAAGAUGCCUCCUGCGCCGGAGUGCACGUACGACAUGGUCCCCGAUCUUCCCGUCCUCGAGCAACGAGAGCCGCCGAAGGGCCGCUUCGAGCGUCUGGAGAGCAGAAUAAACGAGCUCGAAGCGCUCCUCGCGGAGAGAGACAAGCCGGUCCGCACACCGGAAUUGACAAUGUCAAGUAACUCUCCCAUUAGCCGGGCUGGCUCGAGCGCGUCUUCGGUUCAGCUUGGCGGUGGCUCCCCUGCGUCGAUGAAUAGCUACGCGAACAUCGAUCCUGCCCUGUCUGUAGCCGAUCCUGCCCUCACUUUGGGAUUCUUGUCUGCUCGAUCUAAUAAUUCGUUGGACAGUCUCGCGGAUGCUGCUAUGCUGGUCGAUAGUGACUCCGUCUCCGCCACCGAACCAGCAUCCCGUACACAUGGGUUUUCUCAGACCAAUCAUGCAUCAACUUGCGUGCUCCCUUCCAAUUCUGUCUUGGAGGUCAUUUCAUUGGCGUGGCCGCGAAAUCUGCCCAGUUCUGAUCUGUUGCGUCACCUAGUUGACGCAUAUUUCUCGUUCAACCCUGACGCCAACCGAUUAUUCCACCGACCAACGUUCAUGGCUUCUUUGUCUUUGCCACCGACUCACCCCAAGUUCCCAUUGACGGCAUUGCUCCACUCGAUGUGUGCAUUGGGCAGCUUCUACACAGCCGCCGUCGCACCCGCACCGCAUCCCACCUCGUCACCCUUUCCUAUAGAUGACCCGUUUGAUGGCAAGCACAAAGUGAGCGAACAAAGGCCUGACUCGUUCGCCGAAAUACAGGCGCGAUAUGCGCGGCAUGCGAUCGACUCCUCAUAUGAGCUGGGUGAAGAGCUGUUCCAGGUAGUGCAAGCCGAAGUAUUGUUGAGCUCAUGGUACUGGGCAUCCGCAAAAUGGGCAGAGGCUUACAUGUCGAUGUGCCGAGCCUUGCGCUCUGGCACGCCGAUUGGAUUGAACGUUUGUUCGCCGGUCUAUACGAUAGCGGACAACCUACGCCCACCAAGUAUAAUACCGCCAUCCAAGACCGUGGUGGAAGACGAGACGAGGCGGAACACCUUCUGGAUAUCAUACGCACAAGAACGGGCGAUGAGCUGCGGGCACGGAUGGGCGCUCAUGCUAGACGACCUGGACGUCUCUCAAAUGCUUCCCAUUCGCGGAGAAGACUUCGAGCAAGGAAUCGCAAUAUCGCCUAAAGAGCGCCAAUGGUCGCACGACCGCGAUGUCUUGCUCAACCACCCGCCAGAACAGACCGAUGCGUUUGUCCUCUAUAUCAAGGCGCAUAUGCUGCUCUCGCGAGUGAAGAACUUCAAUAUCCGUUUUCGCGCACGAUACUACGCCGGAGACCCUAGCGUCACUGUUCACACGACGAUCGGAGAGACGGAUUGCAUGCAGCCAAAGGACAUCAGGAACACGCCCGCGUUUUUCGAGCUUAACGGCCUCGUCACGGAUUUCCAGAAUUCGUUUCCGACGAACCUGCGCCAUCCCGUGCAGAACAAUCUCGUCAACCCGCAUCUGUUCGCGGCGUUCACUGCUCCCUUGCUGGCGCACAUUCUCCUCCACGAAACCCAUGCCGCGGUCGGUUCUGAGGCGUGCCAGUCAUCACUGAAGAUUCUGAACGCUGCGCGAGGGAUCCUCAACCUCGUGUACGAUGUCUGUGCUACCAGUUACGAUCUGUCACUUCUAGGGCAGUUCGCUGCUGUCUCGUGGUUCAUGGCGGGCCGGGUGCUGGUACGCUUUCUGCGAGCGGCUAUCAACUCGAACACCUCGGAUCUGUCCGUCAACCUGCUUGUUGAAAUCGAUUUUAUACGAAUGGUCUUGUAUCAGGCUGGUGAACGACUUCCCAUUGCAUACCGCUACGGGAAGAUGCUCCACGACUUCAUCAUCAAGAACUGCGGGGAGGAGUAUGCUAACCCGACGCCAUCUGUCCUUCCUCCACGCGGGGCCAUGGUUCCUGCUACGAAUGGUAGCUGGCUCAGCACGUCAGACUUGGCCAUGAAUUUACAGAUGGAUAGCAGUGUUGCGUCGUGAGUUUCGUGCAGAUGAUUCGUUACUUUGGGAUAUAUGCUACUU